Messenger RNA from Rhinolophus ferrumequinum (greater horseshoe bat), 4418 nucleotides. RefSeq names its product tRNA methyltransferase 5 (gene TRMT5). The transcript has 6 exons. Gene Ontology annotation, cellular component: cytoplasm; mitochondrial matrix. NCBI's taxonomy places the organism in Eukaryota, Metazoa, Chordata, Mammalia, Chiroptera, Rhinolophidae. The record is from RefSeq and is a predicted model, not a curated record. Bases 1 to 1653 code for a protein of 550 amino acids. Gene Ontology annotation, biological process: tRNA N1-guanine methylation; mitochondrial tRNA methylation.
AUGUUCUCACCAGGGCCGGAAGAAAGGGGGGAAUGGACGGGAUCUAAUGACGCUCUCCCCUCGGCGGCGAGCAGUGAUGAUGUAAUCCAGGGCCAGCCCAUCCACCUGCGGCUCAUUGCCGAGCCGCUCCAGAGCAUGAGGAUCUUAUGGAGGCCAUCUGGGUUCUUAAGAAGACUUCUCCAAGUGGAAAGCUAUAGAAUAACUGAAUCAGAAUCGUUGAUUCCACUAGCUUGGACAUCACUGAUACAGAAACCUGGCAGAGCACCUGGUAUUUUCUUGUUGGAUCAAAGAAAAAGAUUCUCAACCAUGCCUGAAAUAGAACUAAGUGAGAGACACUAUGAAUUGUUUUCACCACCCUCUGAUGUUCGAGGAAUGACAAAACUUGAUAGAACAGCUUUUAAAAAGACAGUCACCAUCCCAGUGCUUAAAGUGAGGAAAGAAAUUGUCAAUAAAUUGAUGCGAUCCCUUAAAAGGGUAGCACUGCAGCGCCCAGGCAUAAAACGUGUGAUUGAAGAUCCAGAAGAUGAAGAAAAUAGACUAAUUAUGUUGGAUCCCUAUAAAAUGUUUACUGAUGAUUCCUUUGAGAAUGCAGAACUCAGUAUUUUAAAGCAGCUUAAUGUCAGUCCACAGGUAUCUAAAUAUAAUUUGGAACUAACUUAUGAAAACUUUAAGUCAGAAGAAAUAUUGAGAGCUGUCCUUCCUGAAGGUCAAGAUGUGACUUCAGGGUUUAGCAGAGUUGGACAUAUUGCCCACCUGAACCUUCGAGAUCAUCAACUACCUUUCAAGCAUUUAAUUGGUCAAGUUAUGAUUGACAAAAAUCCAGGAAUCACCUCAGCAGUAAAUAAAAUCAAUAGUAUUGAUAAUACGUACCGAAAUUUCCAAAUGGAAGUGUUAUCUGGAGAGGAGAACAUGGUGACCAAGGUUCGAGAAAACAGCUAUACCUAUGAAUUUGAUUUUUCAAAAGUCUAUUGGAAUCCUCGUCUCUCUACAGAACACAGUCGUAUCACAGAACUUUUCAAACCUGGGGAUGUCCUAUUUGAUGUUUUUGCUGGGGUUGGACCUUUUGCCAUUCCAGUAGCAAAGAAAAACUGUACUGUAUUUGCCAAUGAUCUCAAUCCUGAAUCCCAUAAAUGGCUAUUGCACAACUGUAAAUUAAAUAAAGUGGACCAAAAGAUAAAAGUCUUUAACUUGGAUGGGAAAGACUUCCUCCAAGGACCAGUCAGAGAAGAGUUAAUGCAGCAGCUGGGACGACUGUCAAAAGAAAGAACACACUCUGUGCACAUUGUCAUGAAUUUGCCAGCAAAGGCUAUCGAGUUUCUCAGUGCUUUCAAAUCGCUUUUAGAUGGGCAGUCAUGUGGCAGUGAACUCCUUCCCAUAGUACACUGUUACAGCUUUUCCAAAGAUGCUAAUCCUGCUAAGGAUGUUCAGCAGCGAGCUGAAGCCGUGUUAGGCACUUCCUUGGACGCGUGCAGUUCAGUUCACCUCGUAAGAAACGUGGCCCCUAACAAGGAAAUGUUAUGCAUCACCUUUCGGAUUCCUGCUGCUAUCCUCUACAAGAACCAGAGCCUAAAUCUAGAGAAGCAUGAAGAACCACCUCUUAAACGCCAGAAGACAGAUAAAUCCUUUUCAAAAGAAAAAACACAAAUUGCUUAAAUCAUGUAACUGAAAAUGGUUUCUCCAUCUCCCCACUAGAUCAUUAUGUAGUGAAGUAUAAUUUGUAUGAUUUCAUAAAAUCUUAGCACUCAGUUACUUUAGUACUGAACUGUUACAUUUUACCUUUGCUGUCUUAUAAAUUGAGGAUUGUCAAAUUAAAAUUUAAAUGAAAUAAGUCUACUAAACAUUUUAUUAUCUAAGUUAUAUAAUUUUAUAAUCUAAAUUAUAUCUAAUUUUUUAAUUAAAUACACUUAAAUAUGUCUGUCUUGGGAAAAUAGUUUUGAAGGUAGGAUAAUUGCAUGCUAACCAGGAAAGCACUGAUAUCAUUUUGCUGUUAUCCUUAGUUGAAGAAUGUAGCUAAGUUUUGUUAUAAGCACUCCUAUACUAUCACUAUAAAAGUAAUAAAAAUGAGAUUAUUUAGAUCAGGGAUAGGCAGACCAUGCCCGUUAAGCCAAAUCUGUCCCACCAGCUGUUUUUGUAUGGCAAGUGACUUGAGAAUGGUCUUACAUUUUUAAACGGUUGAUAAUCAAAAGAAUAACAUUUUGUGAUGUGAAAAUUAUAUGAAAUUUGACUUUCAGUGUCCAUAAAGUUUUUGUGUCCAUGCUCAUUUGUUUACAUACUAUCUAUGACUGUUUUCAUGGUAUAACAGGAGAGCUGAGUAGUUGUUAACACAGACGGGAUGUGAUUCUUAUCACUUCAUACUGCUGUGCAUCAUACUACACAUCACAGUAACACGGUAAUAUUAUAACUCAGUAGUAUUUUGAAUGCUAUCUAUGUCACUAAGCUGUAACAUUUUAUUUUGUUACUACCAGUGCACAGUCAUCAUUUCCAAACAAGAAAAGUGGACUUCUAGUGCAUUUUUAAGGCACAGUAGAGUAUGAAUUGUUUUGAUAUAGAACUAGAUGACAAAGCAUCUGUACCUGAGUUUAAAUACAAUAUACACUGACAUUACCAAAAGAAGCACUCAUCACAGUGUUUCCAACUCAGGCAAGCAACUGUCAGAAAAAUUAGAAAUUUAAACUGGAUAUAUCAUAGCAGAAUUUCUUUACAAAAUAAAAAACGAAAACAAGGCUGCAACCAAAGUAAGUCUCCAAAUGACUUGUAAGUCAAGCAAGAAAAGCCAUUUACUGCUAAAAAGCCAUUUACUUUUUUGAAUUGUGUUUGAAUGCAGCAGCCAAAGAAAUGUGUCCAGAGAAAGUAAACUUUUUAAGACUUGGCAAGAACAAUUGUUUAGAGCUGAGAACACUGGAAGCAAUAUCAAUAGUCAAUUAAAAAAGUAAAGGAGUCCAAGGGGUUCUUUAACGACAUUUGAUGAGUUAAUAGGUGUUACUAAUAUUGCUCAGUUCUUAAUUUAUUUGAGGCAUUAUCACUGAGUUUGGAGUUAUUAAAGAGUUAGCCCCUGAAUAUUCUGCAUGGAACCACUGCAGGUGAAUAUUUCAAAGAAGUUGAGGAAUCACUAAUUCUGUACAACCUGAAGUAGAAUCUGCUAAGAUGUUAUAACUGAUAGGUGGUAAAAAUGUGUGAGGUAGAAAAAGACCUAGUUGGAGAAAUUUACAAAGUUUGUGAAAACAUAAGAUGUUUAAACCAUAUGAUUAUCACUAUCUUCACCAGCAAGUACUGUGUUUCCCUGAAAAUAAGACCGGGUCUUAUAUUAAUUUUUGCUCCAAAAGAUGCUUUAGGGCUUAUAUUCAAGGGAUGUCAUCCUGAACAAUGCUAGGGCUUACUUUCCAGUUAGGUCUUAUUUUCGGGGAAACACAGUACCUUGCAGAAACUUUUUUGAAUCUACCAUGUGUUACUGAACCAGUAGUGUCAGUGGUAAACUUCAUUUGUUUUCAUGGACUUGAACCAUCUUGAAGUCCUUGAAUUUUGUCAGAAAUUGAAACUGAAUUUCCUGACUUGCUCAACCGAAGUUUCAUUUGCUUAGCAACUGUAAAGUUUGAUGGCAAUUUUUGAAUUUAAAGUCAAGGCUGAAAUUUUUCUUAAGAAUCGCUCUUAAACACUAUGCUAGGACACUGACUGACUUUGGAAAUUAGCUUUUACUAAAGGUUUGAUAAUAUUUCUUAAAAGAUUUCAGCCUACAAUUACAAGGCAAACAACUUUGAUGUGAAACAUACUGCAAUAGUCAUUUCAACAACGGACAUUUGAAUCAAAAUAUUCUGUAUUACACAUAGCUCAUGUUAUCAAAAAUGAAAACAAGAACAGGAUUUCCAUUCUCACACAAAUUAGCAAUGGAUAUGCUUUCUGAAUUCAGCAUUUUGGGGACCUCGGUGCAAAUGCAAAGGAAAUUUCCAUAUUUCAAAAUCCAUUUAACUAUAAUUGAGCUUCCACCUAAUCUUCAAUUGGAAGUGAAUAAUGUGCUAUGUGAUGACAUGCUAAAACGCAGAGGUCAAGGGAAGAAUCCAAUAGUUUACAAAUGCCUUCCAAGUCAUGAAUAUGCUCAGUUAAAAUCAUACGCUCCGGGAUGGAUACCAGUAUUGGGCAGUAUGUAUGACAUUUUUAAAGAUGAAAUGUGUAAAAUCUCAUUGCAGAUAACCAUUCACAGGUGAUCAUUGACAACUGAUUUUAAUGAUAAGAAACACUAAGAACCCUACUUAACAGAAAUGUUAUUUCCCAAAAAAAUACAUUACAGAAAUGUACUUAAUUAUAUUUUGAAUUUUGUUAAUUAAAAAAAUUGUGCUAAUUUAUUUUAUCUCAUGUUAUAUAAGUACCUACUUUUUCCCCCUUCUUCCCUGACUCCAGUUCAAGCCGUUGUUUCUCAGUCUAGU